AUGGACGGGUACCGGUCCUCUCCCAGUAUUACCCCCCUGCACCAGACCACAUCCACAGUAUAUACGCACCUUCAUACGUCUUUUGCUUAUAAUACCCGUUCAUCCUCCCCGUCCCAUGAUCACCUCUGUCAUUCCAAUGUCCACAUUGCUCAGGCAUUGGCUCCCCGAUCUCAAAGCACGCCGUCUCUGCCCUGUUAUGCACAUUCACCCAAUCAUUAUACACGCACUUCUGCGGGUCGUGUAACCUUCAAGAAACGAGGGGCUUGUGUCGCGCUACACAAGGCUCUUGGUGUGACUUCAAUCUCCCUAUAUAGCCAGACUCCUACAAGCGUCAACCCGCAAGAGACAAUUGUGCAGACUGGACUACAGUCUGAAUUCGCGGCAUACACAGACGCCAUAACCCCUGCUGCCUACUACCACGGCUACGCAGGCUACCCGACGGCCGACGUCAGGCAACAGAUCCCGAGCCAACCAACGGCUCCAGCACCAUCGCUCACAAACUUGAGAGGCCACUCUGGUGCUCAGCAAUCUCCGCAGAAAUUCCUGAGUGCGCGAGACCAGUGCAGAGGCGAUACACCACUAUUUGGGAGAAAGCAAGAGGCUGUUCGAAACAACAAAGCAUUGCCCGCCAACUUCAGCACCGUGAUGAGCGGUCGAGGUUCAUGGGCCGGCGCCGGCGCCCAGCUGCCACUGGCCAGCACAUACCAGCCAGCGCAGGAAUCGCGGGAGCAUAGCAUGAGCCCGUCGUAUAACUCGCGCCCGGCUACGGAAGAUGUCGUGUUACCCAUGGGCGUCACUGAGCAACUGGGCACGCUCCAGUACCAUGACGCCGAUGGAAACCCCACGGGCACUACAAUCAGUGCCGACAUCUCGGCGCAAAUCCACAAAAACUUUUUCUUUGGCGAAAAGCACUACACAUGCUAUCGCAGAAACUAUAUGGCAUGCAUCUGCUCGUACGAGCUGACGCCGUACUUUCCUGGGGUGCAAAUACACUUCACACCAAUGGGCAGCUCAGAAGCGCUUCCCAUUGUAGGCUUUGCCAUGACCAUCUCGGCGUGUGUCUCCAAGCACCCGCAUCAGGAGGUUAUCAUCCUCCAGCACACCCCGAAGCGCGACAAGGGGCCUAUUGCCCAGCCAUGCAAGCAACCAUUGGGCCCCAAAAACAGGCGUGCCCUUGGGACACCACCUCACAUGGGUGGUAGUCUUCAUGAGGCUGCUCAAGCAGUGCGUCCGGUCUUCUCGGACAUUUAUGGGACGACUGAGACGCAGUCGCAAAACAGCGGGAUGCACAUCAGCAGUCUGCCAACAGAGCACAACUUUGAUCGCAUCCAGUUCAAGACGGCGACCGCGAACAAUGGGGAGCGCAGGGCUGGUCAGCAAUGCUACCAGCUGGUCGUCGAGCUGUGGGGAGAUCUGGGGCCCACCAACCCCGACCGCCGCUGGGCUAAGCUCGCGAUCAAGAGGUCGUGCGAGGUUGUGGUGCGAGGUCGAUCGCCCGGCCACUACCAGAAAGAGCGACGCAAGAGCUCGGGUAGUGGCGGCGGCGGGGGGCCCUCGCCGCACGGAAACUACGGCGGCGGUGGUAACGCGGGCGUGAGCGACUACAGCGCGGGCGGCAUGAUGCCCACCGUCAACGGCUACGCAGCGCCAGGCUCAUAUGACCACCGCGGCGGCGGCAGCAUGUACACCAACAAUGGUGGCCAAAACCGUCGCGACAUGGGUCCCUACUCGCUCGAGCCCAAAGCCACCUACAGCGACAACAGGUUUUUUCCCUCGUCGUACACGAACCCGUCUCCGUACGCAGACGCCGGCUUCUACGGGCAGCAGGCUGCGCAAGCGAACAGUGUGCUGCCGCGCCCGGAGCGCAUGGGGCUUGACCGCUGCAACGUCAGCAACGCGGGCUCCCCCACUGGCGUUUUGCCCCCUUUGGCCGUGCCUUCCAUGAUGGCGGGAAGCUUCAUGCCGAGUUCAUAA
Molecule: messenger RNA, 1974 nt
Organism: Akanthomyces muscarius
Lineage: Eukaryota; Fungi; Ascomycota; Sordariomycetes; Hypocreales; Cordycipitaceae
Exons: 3
Coding region: 1-1974 (657 amino acids)
Biological process (GO): meiotic cell cycle; positive regulation of transcription by RNA polymerase II
Cellular component (GO): nuclear chromosome
Molecular function (GO): DNA binding; DNA-binding transcription factor activity
Source: RefSeq, a predicted model, not a curated record